Molecule: messenger RNA, 447 nt
Organism: Solanum verrucosum
Lineage: Eukaryota; Viridiplantae; Streptophyta; Magnoliopsida; Solanales; Solanaceae
Exons: 2
Coding region: 1-447 (148 amino acids)
Molecular function (GO): nucleic acid binding
Source: RefSeq, a predicted model, not a curated record
AUGAAUGGAGUUGUAGAAGCCGUCAACAAGAACAUAAAGAAGAUUUUGAGGAAAAUGACUGAUAAUCGCAGAGGUUGGCAUGAGAUGCUGCCGUAUGAUUUGUUGGGUUACCGAACGACUGUCAGGACAUUAGUUGGAGCUACUUCAUAUUUGCUAGUAGAUGGAACAGAAGCAAUUAUACUUGCAGAAGUUGAAAUACCUACAUUGAGAAUCAUCCAAGAGGCUGAAUUGAGUGAUGCUAAUUGGGUUCGUAAGCGUAUUGAUCAGUUACCAUUGAUUGAUGAGAAGAGAAUGGAUGAGUAUAAAAGGAAAUUUGCACCAAAUUGGCAAGGACCCUACAUGGUUCGCAAAGUGUUAUCCGAAGGUGUCUUAGUCCUGUCGGAGAUAGAUGGCACCGAAUUGCCAAAACCGAUCAACUCAGAUGCUGUUAAGAGAUACUAUGUGUGA